CUUUUUUCCUUUUUUCCUCGCGCGGGAAACGCCCGUCGUCACAGGCACAUCCCACCGCUGGCCUGUGCCAUUGUGGCCCAACCAUCCACAGCACAGCACAGCACAGCACAGCGCAGCGUUCGAAACCCGUCCUGGAACAACGCGCACAGACAUGGCCGCCGUUUCCUGGGGACGGACAGCCCUCAAUCUGGAAACGGGCAGCCCCCAGUCUGGAGGCAGGACAACACGCGCAAUCCUCACACGCAUCUACACGCUCCGACCGAUCUCAUCCUCCAUCUCAUUCCAUACUCCUUCCCUUUCCUUUCCGUAUAGAUAUCCCACUUUGCAUCAUAUUCCCGCUCUUUCUCUUCCUUCUCAUCCUCGGGAAUGUCUAUGCCAAAAGAAAAACCUAGUGCAUUCCGCGACAGUCUCGUAUCACUUCCCCCCAAAACAUCAUUUCAUAGCAUUAUCUCUCUCUCUCUCUCUUUCGAGAGUUUCAAGAAAGAAUAAUCCGUGCCCUGCAUGGGCCAAGCACAUCCUAGCAGCCUAUUUUACCGAAAUUUCUCAUUUCCCGAUCGAUCUUCAAAGAACUCAAUGUACACCACACCACACCACAGCGUUUUGCAACAUGAGGCAUGGUCGUGGUCUCCCCCGACUAUCUUGCAUAAUCCCCCCUGCAGACAUCCUUGGUCCUCUUGAAUAAUAAUAAACCCAGUG
Gamsiella multidivaricata is the source of this 696-nucleotide messenger RNA. RefSeq lists its product as uncharacterized. The transcript has a single exon. Lineage: Eukaryota; Fungi; Mortierellomycota; Mortierellomycetes; Mortierellales; Mortierellaceae. The record is from RefSeq and is a predicted model, not a curated record. The annotation marks the transcript as partial.